AUGGCAUCUCAAGAGUCGAGCAAGAUCCGAAAGUCGAGUGACCCGCCACUCGCACUCUCGCCUAUCAUCCUAGGGGGAGCCACCUUUUCGAACAUCUACAACUCGGAUGAUGACUUGAAAAGAAAUACGCCGGAGUCGACCCUGCUAUUUGCACUUCGCAACGGAAUCAAUGCCGUCGACACCGCGCCCUAUUACGGCAACAGUCAAUCAAUCAUUGGUCAGAUCACUUCCAAGCCCGAGUUCCGUGCCGGAUUUCCUCGAAGCUCAUAUCAUCUUUUGACCAAGUGCGGAAGAUAUGGCCCCAAGGAUUUUGAUUACUCGCCCGAACGAAUCAGACGCUCGGUCGAAGAAAGCUGCACCUUGAUGGGUACCGAUUAUUUGGACGCGGUUUACCUUCAUGAUGUCGAAUACGUGGCAGAAGAUCCUGAUGGCUUCAAUAAGGGUGGCCACUGUGGAUCAUGUUCUGAUAGUCAAGAUGCUCAGCUGGAUCCCGCGCCGGUGACUGAGAAAUAUACCCAGAGCUACGGUCCUGGUGACGAUACCGUGGUACUUGCAGUCAAGACGUUAUUCCAACUCAAAAAGGAAGGUUUGAUACGUAGGGUAGGAAUCAGUGGUUACCCGCUUGCGACUUUGUUGAGAAUGUCGCAUCUCAUCGUUGCCCAACUUGAUUGUCCGUUGGAUCUAGUGAUGUCAUAUUCGUGUCUGACUCUUCAAAACAGCGCCUUAGACAGCUAUCUCCCUUACUUCCAAGAUUCUGGAGUCGUUCAAAUCAUCUCAGCCUCUCCACUUGGGAAUGGUUUACUGACCUCCCGAGGCCCUCAAGAUUGGCAUCCAGCUCCCCAAACUCUUCGCCAAGCAAUCAAGGACGUUACUAAAACUAUUCAAACAGAGUAUCAGCUAUCCAUCGAACAUCUCUCACUUCUUUACUCGAUGUAUUUCCCCCAUACCGUCAUUGGGUUCUCAUCUGUCGAGGAAGUCAAGACAGCCUUAGACGUCCUCGAAGAAAUCCAGAACCCCAAAGAUACUACUCGUGUCUCCUCCGCUCAAGCUGCAGUGAAGGAUACGUUGAAAAAGUCCGGAUUCUUGAAUUGGUCGUGGCCCUCACCAUCCGACUAA
This is a messenger RNA of Puccinia triticina, 1116 nucleotides long. RefSeq lists its product as uncharacterized. The transcript has 7 exons. Gene Ontology annotation, cellular component: cytosol. Lineage: Eukaryota; Fungi; Basidiomycota; Pucciniomycetes; Pucciniales; Pucciniaceae. Bases 1 to 1116 code for a protein of 371 amino acids. The record is from RefSeq and is a predicted model, not a curated record. Gene Ontology annotation, biological process: dehydro-D-arabinono-1,4-lactone biosynthetic process. Gene Ontology annotation, molecular function: D-arabinose 1-dehydrogenase [NAD(P)+] activity.